AUGUCCGUGAAGCUCGGAUCCGUCCGGGCGGACACGCGAUGCGCCAUCUGCUGGGGCACCCUGAAGAAGGUCAAGGUGGUCUCGCCCUGCCUCCACCGCUUCUGCCAGGGAUGCAUCGAGGAGCACCUCCGCAAGCUCAACCAUCACUGCCCCACGUGCAGGCUGCACGUGCCGUCCCGCCGCGCCCUCCGCGACGAUCCGGGCUUCGACGCCAUCGUCCACGCGCUCUACGCCAACGUCCCGGACUACGACCUGCAGGAGAACGCGUACAGCGCGAGCGUGGCGCAGGUGAAGAAGGGCGAGGACGCCGAGGAGAAGGAGCGCGAGCGCGAGGCCAAGCGGCGUCGCAAGGAAGAGGCCGCGGCGCUCCGCGAGAAGAUGAAGGCGGAGGAGGCUGAGCGACGCGCGCGGGCGAGGGCAGAGGCGGAGGUCGCCGCCGCCGCCGCCGCCGAGCAGCGCGCGAGGCAGCUCGCGGAGCGGGAGGCUGCGGAGGCGCACGCGGCGGCGGUCGCCGCCGCGAAGGCCGCGGCGACCGCGCAGUCCGCCGGACCGGAGCCGCACGCACACGUGGGGGGCGCAGCCGGCGACGACGACGACGCACAGCUGGCGCCGGCGAAGAGGCCGGUGGGCCGGCCGCGAUCGACCCAACGGGGGGAGGCCAAGGCGACGAGUUUCAAGGCGACGGGAAACUCGGUGCAGGUGGUGGCCGCCUUCUCGGACGACUUCGCGGGGCUGUACGCGUCCAGGGCGGUGGACGACAGGGCCCGCGCGGAGCUGGACGCGGAGGGUGGGACCGGCGCGGGCAUCUUGACGUACAAUGUGGAGCUGCGGGGCGCGCCCUUUGCCGAUUCCAGGACGCCGCCCGUACUUCCCUCGCCGCACGUCUCCGUGCCCGCGGGGGCGACGCUCGGGGUGGUCAAGAAGAUCGUGGGUUCGCAGUGCGGGUGCAGUCACACGCGCGUGAUGAUCUUCGGCGGCGAGCCGGGCGCCGAGGUUGUGCUGGACGCGAGCACCGCCCUCAGGACGGCGCUGUGGCCGCAACUGAACGGCCGGAACGGUUCGAACGAGCUCGUGUUGCUCUACGCGCUGCAGUGA
Molecule: messenger RNA, 1095 nt
Organism: Micromonas commoda
Lineage: Eukaryota; Viridiplantae; Chlorophyta; Mamiellophyceae; Mamiellales; Mamiellaceae
Exons: 2
Coding region: 1-1095 (364 amino acids)
Source: RefSeq, a predicted model, not a curated record